Arachis duranensis is the source of this 1074-nucleotide messenger RNA. RefSeq lists its product as uncharacterized. Bases 1 to 1074 code for a protein of 357 amino acids. The transcript has a single exon. The record is from RefSeq and is a predicted model, not a curated record. NCBI's taxonomy places the organism in Eukaryota, Viridiplantae, Streptophyta, Magnoliopsida, Fabales, Fabaceae.
AUGGAAAAAACAGGGAAAAUUACUAUGAUGUGCAUAUAUUGUGACAAACCUGUUAGGGGAGGUGGGAUUAAUCGAUUUAAGUAUCACUCGGCUGGAAAAGGAGGAGAUGUUGAGAAGUGCAAAAAGGUUCCACCUGCUGUAGCUCAUCAAUUUGGGCAAAAUAUUGAAGAAUUUAUGAAUAAGAAAAGGAAAACUCAAGAAAAUUAUGCAGAAAGUUAUGGAGCAUUUGAUGAUGUUGAAAGAGAAUUUGAUAGAAUGGAAGAGGUUGAAGCACGACAGCAACAACUCCAACAUUCAGGGACAAGGUUGCCACCACCUGCAGCUAGGAAAGGGAAAAAGACUACUGGAAUAGAGACUUUUUUCCCAUCUUCAACAACACCUGGAGCCCAACCAAUGAUAAAAAGUGUAUUGCAAAGUAAAGAAAUUGUGGAAAAAUGUGACAUUGCCAUUGCAAAGUGGAUGGUUGAUGCUUAUGUGCCAUUUCAUGCAGUUAAUUCAGCAUAUUACCAACCAAUGAUUGAUGCUAUUGCAAACAUGGGUGCAGGAUAUAAAGGUCCAAACUUUGGUAGAGUUCGUGGGUAUUUUUUGAGUAAGUUGGUGGAGGAUGUGAAAAAGAUGAUUGAACAGUAUCAUGAAAUUUGGAAGCGAACUGGAUGUACUAUCAUGGCUGAUGGAUGGACUGAUCGUUAUAGGCGCACUUUAAUUAACUUCUUGGUUUAUUGUCCUAAAGGAACUAUCUUCCUAAAGUCUGUUGAUGCUUCUCAUGCCUCCAAGACUGCUGAAUUAUUGUUUAAGCUUUUUAAGGAUGUUGUCAACUUUGUCGGUCCUGAAAAUGUUGUUCAUAUAGUGACGGACAAUACUGCAAAAUAUGUUGCUAUUGGAAGGUUGUUGGAAGCUGAAUUCCCUAAGUUGUAUUGGUCUCCUUGUGCUGCGCAUUGUACUAAUUUGAUGUUGCAAGAUAUUGGAAAGUUGAAUGAAGUUAGUGAGACAGUUUCACAUGCUUCAAAGAUUACUAAAUACAUAUAUAAUCAUUGUCAUCCACUGUAUCUUAUGAGGAAGUUUACCAGUGGAUGA